This is a messenger RNA of Nicrophorus vespilloides, 3952 nucleotides long. RefSeq names its product VWFA and cache domain-containing protein 1. The coding region runs from base 73 to 3816 and encodes 1247 amino acids. Gene Ontology annotation, cellular component: voltage-gated calcium channel complex. The record is from RefSeq and is a predicted model, not a curated record. Gene Ontology annotation, molecular function: voltage-gated calcium channel activity. The transcript has 9 exons. NCBI's taxonomy places the organism in Eukaryota, Metazoa, Arthropoda, Insecta, Coleoptera, Silphidae.
GAAACAAUAAUACAAAUUUAGUGCAUUUAUAACAAAUGUAGCAUUAAUAAUGGAAUAAUAAUAGUAUCAAUUAUGAUGCACUGUGUAACUGACCAGAAACUUACAAUUUUUCUUUUCAUUUGUGCAUUUUCUAUGAGUUUUGGAAAGUUUCAUAUAAAUGUUACAUCCAAAAGUAAAGUACAAAUUGUAGAAAGCAUACAGGGUUACUAUUUACAAAAUAUUUCUGUGCAAUUGUCUGAGGAUAUCCAAAAAACAAGCAAUGAAGAAAUGGGAAUUGCUUUUAUGCAGCAAAUGUAUAAGAAGUUUAAAUAUACAAGCUCUCUGCAAGAUGUUGAAAAGAGGUUAGCCAGGAUAAGCAACCAAAUUGAAAGUAGAAUCAAUGAAACACAUUCAAUAUUGAAUGAAACUCGUAAAUUCAUUGAGUAUUAUUACACAAUUACAAAUAUUUCUUCAUUCACUUCCUCUAUAAUCCCAUGCAAUGAAAGAGAUUACAUUUUAGAUGAGUUUGAAAUUUCAAAUACAAUCAUAAAUCCAACAAAUAUUUAUAUAGAACAACCAUUUAAUAUUAAACAAGUUUUGAAGAAGCAGAAAGUUCAGAAUAAGAAAUUAAAAGAUGCCAUAAAGCAGAAGUAUUUCUUAUCAAAUAUGGAUGUUCUAAAUCAUCAUAAUGCAGAUAUAAGUAAUUGUAAUUAUCAUAACCAUUCAUUAUUAUGGUCUACAUAUAUGUCUCGUAUUAAACAUAAACAUAAAAACAUUUUGUUACUAUUGGAUCAUGGAGGGUCUCUUAGUAAACAGCAGUUUAAAAUUGUCAAUAGCAUUGCAAAGCAAGUGAUUUCAGUAUUGAAUGAUAAUGACAAUAUUGGACUAUUGGCUCUAUCUGAUGUCUACAAAUUGCCAUACUUAUUAGAUAAUUGUUCAGUACAUCAUUAUAAGGGAGAAACUUAUUAUAUUUCAUCAGCCAGCAAAAAUAAUAAACAGUAUCUUUAUAGAUUUAUUAAUUCCCUUACAAAAGGAACAGGUGCCACCAAUCAUAGUUUGGGUCUCAAAGAAGCAUUACAGAUAAUAAAGUACAGUAAAAUACCAAGUAAUGAAUCUAUAAUGAUUCUAUAUGUAAGCAGAGGAUUACUAUCAUCUUUAACCGAAUCGAAAACAGUUUUAGAGACUAUUUCUAAAAAUCUUGAGGGUAUUAAAAACCCGAUAAUCAUAAAUACCUGUGCGGUAAUUGAUGAAUCGAAGCCGAUCAUGUACGAAACGCAUUUUUUGCGCGAUGUUGCCGAGCAGAACUAUUCUAAGUACAAAAUUGAUAACGAUUAUAAUGUAAAUCGGGGUAUUAUGCUCAUGGUUAACUCUACGCAAGGCGUAGGUUUGGCAGUCGCCAGGUUUUUCAACACACUUGAAGAUGAGACAACAAUGUAUGAUUUGGAUUUUCAGAUUUCUCUUCCAAUAUGGGAUUCUUUUUCAAAAGAACUGAUACUAAGUGCUACGGUUCCAUGUGGUGCGUCUGGAGAGUUCGGGGUUUUAGGAAUGGACUUGCUGUUGGCAAAUCUCGUGGAAGAUAUUACUUAUUACAGUAAUUAUAAUGAUUAUACUUAUGCAUUUUUAAUCAACAUCGCAGGUAUUGCAAUAAUGCAUCCUUCCUAUGCACGACCAAUGUCAGUACAAGGUCAGCCAAAUUAUGUGGAUAUAUCAUAUUUGGAAAAAGCCGAUAAUUUCAAUGAAGUGCGACCUAUGUUGCUGAAUCAGACGAGAGGCCAGUUUCAAAUUUCAGACAAAAACGAUACGCUUCUUUAUCAUUGGAGGAGGGUGUCCAAUAUAUAUGUAAUUUGUAUCGUGGUUAAAGAGAAUGUUAUGCCACCGAAACGCCCUUACAAAGUCAACUGGUUUCCCACUACUAACCAACUAGUACAUCAUCGUUUGGAUAUCAUUCCAACGUCUACAUUGUGUAGACAUUUCAAUCAAUUAGCGACUAUGGACGCUGGUACAUUGUAUUUAAGCGCUUCAUGCUUUCAAUCUCCUACCACUUACAUUUAUUCCUCUACAUCGUCCAGCUUCUCACCGCUAACUGUUCAAAAGUCGAUGGCAUUUCUGAAAGACAAUACUAGAUAUUUAUCGAACCCUGGAUUGCGUGAAGAAAUUAGAGACGAUGUGGCUACGUUGGCUCAUUUUUUAGAAUAUUUGAGGACGCAACACUUGGAAGGUCUGAAAAGGAAAUAUAUAGUUAGGAGGUAUGUGACUUCUCCGACGGGAGUUCUCGAAAUGUUUCCGGGUGGUAUAAUUUCGCCGGAAUUUGAGCCGACUAAGAGGACUUGGUUCCUGCAAGCUGUAGAAAACAGGUUUAAAACUAUACUGACACCCCCGUACUUAGAUGCUGGAGGCGCAGGUUAUAUAGUAACAAUUGCGUAUGCCACUGAGCAUGCCAUUGUGGCAAUGGACCUAACUUUUGGAUAUAUUUACAAAUUAAUAAUAGACAAUAUGCCGUUCUGCAAAGAGAAACAACUGAAAUGUUUUAUGAUGAACAAUCAUGGUUAUUUAAUAUACCAUCCUAAUCUCAUCGAUCCUAACGGUCAUGGACCAAUAGAACAACAACAUAUAAUACAUAAAGAAUCUCUAGUUGCUAAUGACAUUUUAAAUCAUGUCCAUUUUGUGAAAAAAGUCCUGUGUAAUAAUUACGCGGAUGGGACCAUACAGAGGUAUUAUAUUUUAAACACCAGUUUAGACCAUGUAUUGGUAAAUGCAGUUCAUGGAGAGCAUAGCGCCAAAUACCAGGUGGCAGCUGUCGAGGGAACGAAUGUUUUUAUAGGUGUUGUAAAUGCUACCAAUGGAGUUGUCGCCACCUUCUGUCCAUGUAAUAUGAUAAGCAGAUUGUGCUUGAACUGCAAUAGAAUGGAACAAAAAGAAUGCGAAUGUCCAUGCGAAUGCCCAUUGAAUCUGGACACGUGCACAUAUCCCAAUAAAACUCUACCAGAUAAUCAACUGUGCCCUACGGUGCCGGAACAGACAUUUUCAGUACCACGUGAAGUAUUCCUCAAUAUUGAAGAUGAGCUGAAGCCUUGCAUUAAAAUUACAUGCGAAGAAUUGUCGACCUAUGAAGCAUGCUUAGGAAUCUUGGGAUGUGAGUGGUGUCAGAUUGAUGUGGACGGUGAAACGAUUCUAGCUAACCCCUUUUGCACAUCCAUACAAACUUGUUUCAACGGCAUUUUGGGUUCGCUUACACCUUAUGGCGAUUCUACAGAGCGAGUUCUAGACUCCGAAGAUCUAAUGGGUUCCGGUUAUUCGCCAAUCGGUCCAGUUAUUGGAACAGGCUUGGCCGUUUGUUUAAUAUUAAUAUUUUCCUUCAUCUGCUAUCGCUCUUAUACGGCACCCACGGUGGAAAGAUUUUACUUGACCUCUACGCAGGAGAAUCAUGUUCGUAUGAGCGAUCUACACAUUAGCGACGAUUAUCACGAGCUGGAUAAUCAUCAGGAUAAGCUGCUCCAGGACAAUAAGAAGAUAGAACCUUUGUCACCAUACUGCGUGUCUACGGGAUAUUGUAGGCCAGUAACAGCCGCUGAUUCUGAUCACGGCUAUUCGACGAUGACUCCUCAUGAUGAGUCUGAGCAUUUGUCAUUCGCUCCUUUAGAAAUAGAUUCAUUGGAAGACGAUUGCACUUCUGAUGCCGCUUCCAUAAACACUUCUGUAUCAUCCAAGCAGCGCCCCACACGUUUGUUGGACAAGAACAAAAAAAAUUUAUCGACUGAUCUACAAAUAACUUCGUUGCCGAGAAACUGCAUCAUUGCACCAGUAACUGUUCAUAGAAAUAUGGAGUUCACUAACUAAUUGAUCGUACUUAUCCAUGGCAACAUUUUUUAUGUACUUACAUUUAAUACUUAUUGUUGAAUAUUUAUGUAUCCUUGUGAUACCUACUUAAUUGUGUGACUGAAAAUAAACAAACAAAAAACUGUAUUUUAUAAUC